This is a messenger RNA of Fraxinus pennsylvanica, 1035 nucleotides long. The record is from the annotation of a GenBank genome assembly. Lineage: Eukaryota; Viridiplantae; Streptophyta; Magnoliopsida; Lamiales; Oleaceae.
AUGGCUGCUGACAACAAAUCGAAACCACCAUCAUCUCCGGCGCUACCCUGGAGGACUCGCUUCCAAUUAUCCAUCCUCAGUACAUUAACCGACGCCUCCCGUCGUCGUAACGGCACCGUUAACCGCUGCUUCCUCAGAUUCUUAGGCUUCGGGCUCAGAACGACGGCGAACCCCAAUCCUACCAACGGCGUCAGGACUUCCGACGUCACCAUCGACUCCUCUCGUAAUCUCUGGUUCCGCCUCUUCGUACCCACUCAGUUAGCAGAGCAAGAUGAUUCUCAGUUGCCCGUAGUCGUCUUCUUUCAUGGUGGCGGGUUCACCUUUCUCAGUCCCGAUGUCAAGCCCUACGACGUCGUCUGCCGCCGUUUCGCGCGCGAGAUCCCUGCUGUCGUAAUCUCAGUCAACUACCGGCUGGCCCCGGAACACCGUUACCCGUCUCAGUACGAGGACGGUUUUGAUGUGCUGAAGUUCCUUGACAGUGAGAAGAACGUGUUGCCGGAGAACGCGGAUUUGUCACAGUGUUUCUUGGCCGGAGAUAGUGCCGGAGGAAAUGUGGCCCACCACGUUGCAAAACGAGCGUGUCAGUCCAAAUUUAAUAUCAUCAAGAUAAUAGGACUGAUUGCUAUUCAGCCAUUUUUCGGAGGGGAGGAGCGUACAAAGGCCGAGAUUGAAUUACAAGGGAUCGAUCCACUGGUAUCGGCGAGUCGAACGGAUUGGUCGUGGAAGGCAUUUAUGCCGGAAGGGGAAGGAAUGGAUCGAGACCACGAAGUUAUCAAUGUGAGUGGGAAAAAUGCAACCGACAUUUCUCAACUGGAUUUUCCGUCCACAUUGGUGGUGGUGGCUGGCUUCGACUCUCUCCAAGACUGGCAAAGAAGGUACUAUGAGUGGCUAAAGCACAACGGGAAGGAAGCCUAUCUGUUGGAAUACCCAAACAUGAUCCAUGCUUUUUAUAUUUUUCCUGAACUACCAGAAUCUGAUCAUCUCUUCUCCCAACUCAAAGACUUCAUUCACAAGAAUUGUGAAAAAAGCAAUUAA